AGAAAAAUAGUCUGUUUGUCUGUCUGUCUGCGUCUCCUUAAUUUCAAGAUCUCCAUCUCCAACACUAAACCCUACUACUUUUAUCGAUCUCACCUAACCAACCAGUAUUCAGUUGAAGAAUAUAGUAAGUAAGUAAGUAAGAAUGCUGCAUGUACCGCGGACGAUUGAAGAACAGCUGAUAUUAAGAGCAAUUAAAGAAGAAUGUGUUUGGGAGAACCUUCCUAAACGACUUCAAUCCACUUUGAAUUCCAAAGAUGAAUGGCACCGAAGGAUAACUGAACAUUGUAUAAAGAAAAGGCUCCAAUGGAGCACAUCUUUUGUUCGUAAAGUAUGCAGAGAAGCAGAAUAUUAUGAGGAUAUGAUGCGUUACCUUCGAAGGAACUUGGCGCUGUUCCCUUAUCACCUUGCUGAUUACGUCUGCCGCGUAAUGAGGAUUUCUCCGUUCAGAUAUUAUUGUGAUAUGAUCUUUGAAGUCAUGAAAAAUGAGCAACCAUAUGAUAGCAUUCCAAAUUUUAGCGCGGCAGAUGCCCUGCGACUUACAGGUAUAGGCAGAAAUGAAUUCAUAGAUAUCAUGAACAAGUGUAGAUCCAAGAAAAUUAUGUGGAAGCUGAACAAGUCUAUAGCCAAGGAGUCAUUGCCUACAUACCCUGUGGACUUUGCAAUUGAACCAUGGUGGGGAGUUUGUCUCGUGAACUUUACGUUGGAAGAAUUCAAGAAACUUUCAGAAGAAGAAGCAGCAACAAUUGACAAGAUCUGUAAGGAGGAAGCAAAUGCAUUCAUACUUUUCGAUCCUGUUGUCAUUAAGGGCCUUUAUCGUCGAGGGCUAGUCUACUUUGAUGUCCCUGUUUAUGCAGAUGACCGUUUCAAAGUAUCCAGGCUAGAAGGGUUUGUUUCCAACAGAGAGCAAUCAUAUGAAGAUCCCAUCGAGGAGUUGCUAUAUGCGGUUUUUGUUGUUUCAAGUGAGAACUCAACUGUUGCUGAGUUGGCAACAACGCUACAAGCUGAACUCUCUCAAUUGCAGGCUGCUGCAUCUUUUGCUUGUCGAUUAGGAUGGGCAGUCAAACUAAUUGAUCCUGGAUCUGUCCUUCAAGAACAAACUAGUAAAAUCCUUACUGAUGAAGAAGGCUAUCCUAACAUUUCUGCCGAUAUUGGUUUAUUUCAACAAGAUACUUUAGGGUCGGAAAACCAUGGCCUAAAUUCUGCUUAUGCACGUGUUGCAUUUGUGGUUGAUGCUAACAUAACAUCAUAUUUAAUGAUGGGCUCUGUUUCACCUGGUUUAAAAUCACAUGCAGUAACACUAUACGAAGCAGGAAAGUUAGGGUAUGCUAGCAUUGAAGAUCUUUGCAAAGAUCUAAGCACAUUAGAAGGAACAAAAUUUGAGGGAGAACUGCAGGAGUUUGCCAACCAUGCAUUUAGCCUUCGAAUAAUUCUAGAAUGCUUAACAUCUGGAGGACUUUCCCCCGAUGAAUUAGACACCCCUGCCAUUGGUUCUUUAACCAAUGAAGAGGUUACAACUAUGGUGGCUGAUGUGUCGAAUAAUGAAGAAUCUGAACCUGCUGUAAGUGAGUCGAGCCCACUUGCUAACAAUUCUGAUAUAGCGGAUUCAAAUGGAAAUACUGAUGAUGGUGAGAAAGUAAUGAAAAAGAGAGUGAGGAAAUACCAUGUAGAUAUAUUGAGAUGUGAGAGUUUAGCUAGUCUUCCUGCUACUACACUUGAUAGUUUGUUUAAACGUGACUACGACAUUAUUGUGUCAAUGGUCCCACUUCCUGUUUCUUCUUUAUUACCUGGACCUAAAGGCCCAGUUCAUUUUGGCCCGCCUUCACAUUCUUCUAUGUCACCGUGGAUGAAUUUAGUAUUAUAUUCAGCUAUCGGUAGUGGGCCUGUUUCAGUCAUUCUAAUGAAGGGUCAAUGUUUAAGAUUGCUUCCCGCACCAUUGGCUGGAUGCGAGAAAGCCCUUGUGUGGUCUUGGGAUGGGGCCACAGUUGCAGGCUUAGGAGCCAAGUUUCAAGGGAAUUUAGUCAAAGGAAGUAUACUUUUACAUUGUUUAAAUUCACUUCUUAAACACACAGCCGUAUUUGUGCAGCCCUUUAGUAGGUUUGACCUUAAUGAGUCUGGAAAAAUGAUCACUGUAGAUGUUCCUUUGCCAUUAAAAGACUCGGAUGGGUCAUUUGCUGAUAUAGGGAAGGAGUUGGGGUUAGACAUAGAUGAAAGUUUGAAGUUGAACUCUAUAUUGCGUAAUUUAGCUGAGAAAUUACCGUUAUGGACUGUUGGUUAUAUUCGUUUGUUAAGGUUAUACAAAGAAGGAAAGACUAAUGUGUUUGCACCUGAUGAUGUGAAGUAUGAGUGGGUUCCGUUGUGUGUAGAGUUUGGGAUUCCAUUAUUCAGUCCAAAAUUAUGUAACCUCAUAUGUAAGCGAGUGGUGUCCUCACGAUUACUUCAAACGAGUUCUUUUACUGAUUAUCAUGAUGCAAUGCAAGAAUUAAGACAAAGAUUAAAUGACAUGUGCUUGGAAUACCAAGCAACUGGUUCUGGAGCAAAGAUGCUUUACCAAAGGGAUCAGCCAAGAACUCAAAAGGGUCAACUUAUGACAUAUGCAAGUCAAAGAUGGAAUCCUAUUACUGAACCGUCGUCUCCAAUUUCUGGAACAAGUGAUCAUCUGAGAUUGAAACUUGCUAACCGGCAACGAGGUCAUACUGAAGUUCUUAGCUUUGAUGGCAACACUUUGAGAUCAUAUGCCUUGGCUUCAGUUUAUGAAGACGACACCAAAGUGAAUGAAGAGAGUGGUAAGGUUGAAUCCGAUGAUAAGAACAGUGGAGAAACCAUGUUGCCUGGUGUUAAUCUUCUGUUUGAUGGAUCUGAGCUGUGUCCAUUCGACAUUGGUGCUUGUCUGCAGGCCCGGCAACCAGCGUCAUUGAUUACAGAGGCUUCAGCAGUCUCAGCUUCAUCUUCUGCAAUCAAAUAGGGCCCCCACAACUAGAAGCCUAGUUGUCGAAUUGUAGAUAGAAGAGUUUAUCUGAGUACUAACUGGGACAAAUUAGUUCUUCAUCUUCUGCUUCACUCCUGUUAUUUCUAUUCAAUGUCAUGAAAGCGCUGUUUUAAGUGGCAAAAAACGAGGAGUUGCUCCCAAGUUGUAUCGACUGAAUGCAGAAACUCAUCUCAUAAAGCAAUAAUAUGCCAGCCAUUUCACAAAGCAGAAAUCGCCAAAUUCCAGAUCCAAACUUUCACUGCAGAAGGUACAAAUCGCUAUACUGUUAACUAUGAGUUCUCUUUACACAUAUAUGAACUGUAACAAUGUGUCCAUAUGCACCCUAAAGUUGUGUUUUUCUUUUUGCGCAUAGUGUAAGAAGAUUAGAGUAUAUUUAUGUUUUGUUAACUGGGAUCAACUUUGUUUUCCCUUUACCCAUAUAUUUGGUCAUUAAAUUUGAUUAUCUUUUUGUAUAAGUCGGACGUUGGCCAUAUUCAUUUAUUAAUGUAGAUUUUGAUGAUUUGUUUGUA
Erigeron canadensis is the source of this 3495-nucleotide messenger RNA. RefSeq names its product protein FAM91 homolog. Lineage: Eukaryota; Viridiplantae; Streptophyta; Magnoliopsida; Asterales; Asteraceae. The record is from RefSeq and is a predicted model, not a curated record. The transcript has 12 exons. Bases 143 to 2962 code for a protein of 939 amino acids.